Leucoraja erinaceus (little skate) is the source of this 3196-nucleotide messenger RNA. RefSeq names its product sorting nexin 8a (gene snx8a). The coding region runs from base 147 to 1676 and encodes 509 amino acids. Gene Ontology annotation, biological process: retrograde transport, endosome to Golgi. NCBI's taxonomy places the organism in Eukaryota, Metazoa, Chordata, Chondrichthyes, Rajiformes, Rajidae. The record is from RefSeq and is a predicted model, not a curated record. Gene Ontology annotation, molecular function: phosphatidylinositol binding. The transcript has 13 exons.
UUGACAAGCGAGGCAACGUGGAGACGACAUGGGCUGAGCUGAACUGAAGCACCAGGAGCGGAUAGGAACACGGCUCGAGGACGGCAUUCAUUUAUUUUGAACAGUUUACUGUGGAGAGGACCAGACGCAGCUCACAUGAUUGGGGCAUGGAGACAGAGAUUACCGAAGGUGACGUGCCUCCCUAUUACCGAGAAGUAUAUGAUGCAAUUUGCUGUAAGCUGGAAGACCGAGUGCAGGGAAGUGUCUUUCACAAACUGUUGAAUAGAACCAAGCUGCCACCCAUUACACAGAACCAGAUUGCUGAACUUGUGGAAUCGUCAAAGGAAGAGCCUCUCUCAAGGUCUGCUCUGUACAAAGGUCUGAUGUUGAUUGCCCUGGCUCAGCAGGGGAAGCAGCCUUCGGCCAAACUGCUGGAGAAUAUUGCUCAAGAGUAUCCAAAGCCUCAAUUGGGUGACGUGAGUGGGCUGGAGUCGCUCCGGAUGCAGGCUAGGGGGAAUCCCAUUCUUCUCACAUGGACUCUGCAAGACCUUUUACACAUCGACAUGGUGCAGGUGGAACUAAUUCCGGAGAAGAAGGGUCUAUUCCUAAAACACGUGGAAUAUGAGGUUUCCAGUCAGCGAUUCAAGUCAUCCGUUUAUAGAAGAUAUAAUGAUUUUGUUGUCUUCCAUGAGAUAUUGCUCCAGCGAUUCCCAUAUAGGAUGGUGCCAGCACUGCCGCCAAAGAGAAUGCUAAGAGCCGACAGGGAGUUCAUUGAAUCUCGGCGGCGAGCUCUGAAGCGUUUUGUUAACUUGGUUGCUCGCCACCCGUUUUUCUCCAAAGAUGAAAUUCUGCAGAUUUUCCUGUGCUUCAGUGGUCCUGAAGUUCAAAACAGAAUCCGUGAGUCGUUACGAGGAGUGGGUGAUGAGUUUUUGACAUGUGGAAUAGCACCAACAGCCAAGGAACUUCUCCCUCCUGAUAUCCAGGCUCAAUUUGGUGCCAGUCGGGAGCUGAUCCGAAACAUUUACAGCAGUUUCCAUAAGCUGAGAGACCGGGCAGAGCGAAUGGCAUUUAGAUCUGCUGAGAAUGCUACUGAUCUCCUACUGUUCGGCAAGGAGUUGAGUACCCUGGGCUCUGACACAACACCAAUUCCAUCGUGGGUAUCGGCAGCAAGCAGCAUGUGGGGUACCUUGAAACAGACUCUUAAAAGCCUAUCUGUGGAGUUUGCAUUACUUGCCGACAAAGCUGCAAGGCAGGGUAAGCGUGAAGAGGAGGAAGUGGUGGAAAAACUCAAUAUCUUCUUGGAUUUAUUGCAGUCCUAUAAGGACUUGUGUGAACGUCAUGAAAAAGGUGUCCUUCACGAGCACCAGCGAGCAUUACAAAAAUACACUUCUAUGAAACGGCAGAUGAUGAGUGUGACUGUGCAAAGCAAAGAGCAGAUUUCUGCGGAGCAACUGGAAUCACGAAUAAUGCAGCAAGAGAACACCAUCCUGACCAUGGAACUUCGGAACUAUUUCUCCCUGUUUUGCCUGCACCAGGAGACUCAGCUCAUCCACAUCUACCUGCAUAUUACUUCCCAUGUGCUGACAGCCUUCAUUGACUCCCAGAUCCAAGGGCAUAACGAGAUGAGUGAAGUGUGGAAGGAAUUAAAACCAAAGCUGGGAGGUCACCUGCCUAAUGGAAUGUCAUCAUCUGCUUAAACUCUAGGCAAUUGAUAGAGCCCAAUUUCUUCUUUUCCCAUAGUGACAUGUCAUUAUGAUUCAAUUUACAAUGUUUCUCUAUUUUUUCUCCUCUUCAAGAAAACAUUCCAGAAUUGCACCUAUCAAGGGACCAAACAAAUAUAUGGCUAUGUGUGAGGGUCUGGUUUGUGUGCGUACGCUAAAACUGGACUUACCGGAAUAACUCAUUACCCCCUCUGAUCUAAAAAUCAGAACUGCAGAUGCUGGAAUCUGAAACAAAAGCAGGAAUGCUGGAAGAAUUCUUCCAGUUGCAUCUGUGGAACGAGAAAUCAGUUGAUGUUUCGGGCUGUAGAGAAUUCAUCAGAACUGAGAAAGAGAAAGCAAGUUGGUCUAAGUUGCAGAGAAAGUCAGGGAGGACACUGGGUGGGACAAAGAAAUUGGGCGAAAUGGUGUAAAAUAAUAGGCAGCCAUUGAGUGAACAGGUAAGCUCCUUUGUUCGUCUAAUGUGUUACUAAUGUGAAGUGUGACUGAUUUUAUUAUAGUCUGGCCCGCUGGGAUAUGUUGAACAGUCCAGAAUAUACAAAUGAAAGGGAAAAGGGGGAGAGGAAUGGCAGCACAAAUGGGCAGUCCUCAUACACACAGCUUCACUGUCCAUGCAAUGGCUGCCCAUUAUUUUGUUCCAUUACUAAUGUUCCUGUUAUUCCACCUAUUGCCCCCCCAGCCCCCUUCCUCUCCCCAAUCUUUCUUUCUCUUUCUUAGACUCACUUACUUUUGCAGUUCUGAGGAAGGAUCUUCAUCCUGAAACAAUAACUGGUUUCUCAUUCCACAAAUGCUGCCUGAAUGACUGAGCUCUUCUAGCAUUUCUGUUCUUUCUCCCCCACUGAUAUGCUCUGAUUUAGAUUCAUGGGCUAAGUUUAUAAUUAGGAGGAUGACUACUUUGAAGCAGGUAACCAAUUGUCUUGAUUUGACUUGUUUGUCCACAGUGCCUGAAAGGGGGAGUGGUUAGUGUUAAAUAAACCCGGUUAAAUGGGCGAUAUGACUACAAAUAUUCUUCACUGCUAUAAUUUAUUAACCUGGCUACCUGACUUUUAAAUGGCAGUGAGGUCUCUGUCUUACUGUAUAUUAAUCUAUAUGGAUAGGAGGCUUCGGGGUUUAUGGUUAAUAUCUUCUGAGAUUGUGUUCAAACAGAGCUAGAGCAGUGGUUUUAUUAAUUACUUGCUGGUCCUCUCUCAAACUAGGUUGGCAUUAGAUUUGUAUAAAGGAAAGUGGUUUUAAAAUGGGGUUGGUUAUGUUGCUUCCUCUAAAAAUUGUCCAGUCUUGUGUAUUUCUAUGACCCAGCAAGCGAAACAGACAUGGAUUUAAAGGUUCAUUGAGAACUGGAUAUGUUGCAAUGGAUGUACUAUGUAACUUUGUUCUAACUGAAAUUCUCUAUUGCCUUGGGUGUUCAACCACAUUGUGCUUAUGAAAGAGUGUGUAAAAUUGUUCUAAUCAUGUUUUAAGGUGCAUGAAGAUCAGAUUAUAAAGUUGGACUCUUGAAACGC